AUGGGAGACUUUGAUGUGCUCAGCUAUUGCCGUCAGUUACGCAGCCUGAAACCGCCGCCGUACAAAUGUCCGGUGGCCGACUGCGACAAAGUGUAUACGAGCAUGACUGGCUUUCAGUAUCAUCUCGCCCACGUCCAACACACCAGUCCCAUCCCACCAUUGGAUACGGGCACUACACCAGUCAGACAAAUUCCUGCGAUCACGCCAGUAUCGAACAAAGCCAAGAGUAAAAAGAAGAAAGGAAGGCGAGUAACAUUCACAUCCUUCUCGAGAACAUCCCAACCAGAAGUGGUAGAACCAGUGACCCCUGUGCAUCUGUCUAAAACCUUAUGUGAAGUUGAAGUGGCCGACAACAAAGUUGUACGGUUUAAUGCUGAGGACCAUUUACCAAUGAUAUCAAAAGAAGAAUAUGUACGACAAAAAAAAAAUAUAAUAACACCGCACAGAACAACUGCAAUACUUUCCUCCUUAUCAAAAAGUCAAGAAGCAGUGAAAAAUUUACCUCAUGCUGCAUUUAAAGAAGUCGACAGUUAUGAUAUACCUCAUGCUCCAUCUAUGCCCAAUUCAUAUAUAAGGUUUAUUGAAAAAUCUGCUGAAGAGUUAGAUACUGAAGUAGAAUAUGAUAUGGACGAAGAAGACGCUGCUUGGCUACAGAUCAUGAACGAACGUAGAGAAGAAGCAGGCUUAGUAGGCAUAUCAAUUGAGUCUUUUGAGCUACUAAUGGAUCGUUUAGAGAAAGAAUCUUAUUUUCUUGUUCAAAUGAAUAAAGAAGUUGAUAGUAGUUUAGCAGUCAUUGAUGAUGAAGCUGUUUGUUCUAUAUGUUUAGACGGUGAAUGUCAAAAUUCAAAUGUAAUUUUAUUUUGUGAUAUGUGUAACCUUGCUGUCCAUCAAGAUUGUUAUGGAGUUCCAUAUAUACCCGAAGGACAAUGGUUGUGUCGCCGAUGCCUACACUCACCGUCUUGUAUGGUUGAUUGUGUAUUAUGUCCAAAUAAUUGCGGAGCUUUCAAACAAACUGAUCGUGGAUUAUGGGCUCAUGUGGUAUGUGCGUUGUGGAUACCAGAAGUUAGAUUUGCAAAUACUGUAUUUUUAGAACCAAUCGAUAGCAUUGAAACAAUUCCUACUGCCAGAUGGAAGCUAACAUGUUAUAUUUGUAAGCAACGUGGUGUAGGAGCCUGCAUUCAAUGUCAUAAAACAAGUUGCUAUGCAGCAUUUCAUGUUACAUGUGCUCAACAGGCUGGCUUAUAUAUGAAAAUGGAAACUAUAUCUAAUGAUAAUUCUACUAUCGGUGAUGCUGAACCGGGAACAGUCUUGGUUCAAAAAAUUGCAUUUUGUGAUGCACAUGCACCUGUUGAUUAUUUAGCAGAAAACCGGGGACGACAGUCACCAGGAGAAAAAUUAAAUAAUGCUAGGAGGGUUUUAGCUAAAAAACGUUCUGCAGCACCAGUUAUAUCGAUACCAACAAUACCACCAGAAAGAGUUACAGAAAUAGCAAACUUGUUAUCUGUACCCAAAAAAGGUCAGUUUGUCCAACGUUUAAUUGCUUAUUGGACAUUAAAACGACAAUUUAGAAAUGGAGUUCCUCUUUUGCGACGUUUACAAACCAGUCAAACUUCUAAUGUAUCUAGGCGAGAUACAGAACCUAAUGCAUCAAGUGGAAAUGAAGAUGAUCUUAUUGAACUUUAUCGACAAUUAAAAUAUUGGCAAGCCCUUCGCCAAGACUUGGAAAGAGUUCGUUUACUUUGUGAACUUAUACGCAAAAGAGAACGUUUGAAAAAAGAGAACAUCAAAGUACAUGAACUAUAUACAUUAAAGUCUUUGUGGCCAUUCCAUGCUUUCUUGCAUUCAGUACUGCAACAAUUAGUUGUAAAAGAUACUGGUCAAAUAUUUAUUGAACCAGUUGAUCAGAAUGAAGUUCCAGACUAUGGAGAUAUCGUAAAACAUCCAAUGGAUUUACAAACCAUGGAAAUCAAAAUAAAAAAUUCUGAAUACAGUAGCCUUGAAGCAUUUGAGAAUGAUUUCAACUUGAUGGUUUCAAACUGUUUGGCCUAUAAUUCAAAAGAAACUAUUUUUUAUAAGGCUGGCAUAAAAAUGAGAGAUCAAGGUGGAACAGUUUUAAGAACUGCCAAACGAGAUUUAAAGGUUUUGGAUUUGGAUCCUGUUUCGCUGACUUUAGCUGAAAAAAACGCUGAAACUAAUGAAACUGCAGCUUUAAAAAAUGAACACAAAGAUGACAAGAGUACAGAAUUUGAUCGGGAAUUGAAAGAGAUAUGUAAUUCAUCUAAUACUAUGGGUGAUGAUGAACGUAUGUGUAAACUACUACAGUUAGCUGAUAAGUGUCGUAGUGGCCGACAAAAUAAAAGAGCCUCUUUAAUUAAAACAGAAUUAUCCAAACUUAGGGCCAAAAUUGAUAUGGAAGUGAAAAAAUAUGAUGAUGAUGAAGCAAAUAGUGUUGAUGAACCAGAAAAAAUUGAAAUUGAAAGAACAAGUUUGAAAAGAAACGUCAAAAAAAAAAAUGAACAACCAAAUGAAAAUUUUGUUUUUAAAAAACCAGAGACUCCAUCAAAAUCAACAUCUCCAGUCACUACACCUAAAAAUUCUAACCGCAAGAAAUCGUCAACGGAUUCUUUGAUCACGUCUCCUCUUAUUAGACGUACAAGACAAUCAACUAAUCUUGAAAGUUUCAAGUCAUAUAGAUCUAAUAAAAAAACUGAUACAGAGGAUGAUUCUCCAUCGGAUGAAGAGUCGAGCUAUUUAGAUUCUGAUUCUGGUUCAAACAGUAGUAGCAGUAGUGGAAGUGGAUCAUCUGAUGGCAGUAGUUCAUCAGGAAGUUCGUCGGAUUCAGAAUCUGAAAGGGAAUCAAAAAGAAGGGGGAGAAAAGAUGAGUUUGCACAAUUACAAUUGGUUUGGGCUAAAUGUAGAGGCUAUCCCUGGUAUCCUGCAUUGAUAAUUGACCCAAAUAUGCCACCGGGGCACUUACAUAAUGGUAUACCUGUUCCUAGUCCUCCAUCAGAAGUAUUACACUUGGCAAGUAAUUACAAAGAACUUGUGUACUUGGUGUUAUUUUUUGACUCCAAACGCACAUGGCAAUGGUUACCUCGUAAUAAACUGGAGCCACUAGGUGUUACUCAAGAAUUAGAUGACAUUAAGCUAACAGAAUCAAAAAAACCCACAGAUCGUAAAUCUGUCCGUAAGGCAUACAUGGAAGCUCUUGUUUACAAAACUGAUCCAAUGAUACCAUCCUCUAAUUUGAGACGUUCUAGUAGAACAUAAUAUCAUUGUUAAUUAAUAAAAUAUAAGAUAGAUAUUCUUUUUAAUUUAUUGAAUCUGCAUUCUUUUUAUGAUUGUAGUCUCAUUGAUAUUUUUUGUUAUAAUUUUUUAUAAUAGCUGAUACUUAAUUAGUUUUUAUUGAAUCAAACCCA
Messenger RNA from Sipha flava (yellow sugarcane aphid), 3419 nucleotides. It is a transcript of the gene Br140, whose product is annotated as peregrin. Gene Ontology annotation, biological process: regulation of transcription by RNA polymerase II. Gene Ontology annotation, molecular function: protein binding. The coding region runs from base 1 to 3270 and encodes 1089 amino acids. The record is from RefSeq and is a predicted model, not a curated record. Gene Ontology annotation, cellular component: MOZ/MORF histone acetyltransferase complex. NCBI's taxonomy places the organism in Eukaryota, Metazoa, Arthropoda, Insecta, Hemiptera, Aphididae. The transcript has 17 exons.